CACAGCAGACUGUCAGUUGGAGAAGGAAAGCAGAGGACACUGACUGUCAGCUGUGAAUUCAACAAGCUAUGGAGACCCCAGGUCAGAAGCGGGCGACCCGCAGCACCCACACCCCACUCUCCCCCACCCGUAUCACCCGCCUGCAGGAGAAGGAAGAUCUGCAGGGGCUCAAUGACCGAUUGGCCGUCUACAUCGACAAGGUGCGUUCCCUGGAGCUGGAGAACGCCGGGCUGCGUCUGCGAAUCACCGAGUCCGAAGAGGUCGUCAGCCGCGAGGUGUCGGGCAUCAAGUCGGCGUAUGAGACGGAGCUGGCGGACGCACGGAAAACUCUGGACUCGGUGGCCAAGGAGAGGGCUCGUCUGCAGCUGGAGCUGAGCAAGACCCGCGAGGAGCACAAGGAGCUGAAAGCGAGGAAUGCCAAGAAAGAGAGCGAUCUAUUGACAGCUCAGGCCCGGCUGAAGGAUUUGGAGGCCCUGUUGAACUCCAAAGAUGCCGCCCUCACCACAGCGCUGGGAGAGAAGAGGAAUCUGGAGAAUGAGAUCAGGGAACUUAAGGCUCAGGUUGCAAAGUUGGAGGCCAGCCUCGCUGACACAAAGAAACAACUGCAAGACGAGAUGCUCCGUCGCGUGGAUACUGAGAACCGUAACCAGACGCUGAAGGAGGAGCUUGAGUUUCAAAAGAACAUUUACAGCGAGGAGAUGCGGGAGACUAGACGCCGGCAUGACACCCGGGUGGUGGAGGUGGACAAUGGGCGCCAGAGGGAGUUUGAGUCAAAGUUGGCGGACGCCCUUCAGGAUUUGCGUGCCCAGCAUGAGGGUCAGAUAGGCCUGUACAAGGAAGAACUGGGGAAGACCUACAAUGCCAAGCUGGAGAAUGCCAAGCAGUCCGCCGAGAGGAACAGCAGCCUGGUGGGAGAAGCCCAGGAGGAGAUUCAGCAGAGCAGGAUCCGCAUCGACAGUCUCUCGACCCAACUCAGCCAACUGCAGAAACAGCUGGCGGCCAGAGAGGCCAAACUACGGGACCUGGAGGACGCCUACGCGCGUGAACGUGACUCCAGCCGCCGGCUCUUGGCCGACAAGGACCGGGAGAUGGCAGAAAUGAGGGCCCGCAUGCAGCAACAGCUGGACGAGUACCAGGAGCUGCUGGACAUUAAACUGGCGCUGGACAUGGAGAUCAACGCCUAUCGCAAGUUACUGGAGGGAGAGGAGGAGAGGCUGAGUCUCUCCCCCAGUCCCCCCCACAGAAGAGGUCCCCGGACCAGCGCCUCUCAUUCUGGGACCCACGUUUCUUCCUCUGCCACCAAGAGACGUCGCCUGGGAGAAGGGGAAUCGCACAGCACCAGUUACAACCAACACGCCCGCACCACCGGGAAGGUGUCAGUGGAAGAGGUGGAUCCCGAGGGGAAAUACGUCCGACUGAGGAACAAGACUAGUGAGGACCAAUCGCUGGGGAACUGGCAGAUCAAGCGGCAGAUUGGUGACGAGACCCCCAUUGUGUACAGGUUCCCUCCCAGACUUACACUAAAGGCCGGACAAACCGUAACGAUCUGGGCAUCAGGAGCUGGAGCCACAAAUAAUCCCCCCACUGAUUUGGUGUGGAAGGCUCAGAGCUCCUGGGGAACAGGCGACAGUAUUCGCACAGCUCUGCUCACAUCCAGCAAUGAGGAAGUUGCUAUGAGGAAGCUGGUGCGCACUGUGGUCAUCAACGAUGAAGAUGGAGAUGAUGAAGAUGAUGAUGACAUGGCACAUCACCACCACCACCAUCAUGAUGGGCAGAAUUCUAGUGGAGACCCCGGGGAGUACAACCUGCGCUCUCGCACUGUUUGCACCAGCUGUGGGCGCCCAGCUGACAAGGGUUUUGUUGCCCCUCAGGGUUCUGGGUUGGUCACCGGAACGUCAGGUUCCUCGUCCUCCAGUGUCACCGUAACCCGGACCUACCGCGGCACCGGGGGAACCAGCGGGGGCAGUGGCCUCGGGGAGAGUCUUGGCACCAGGACCUUCAUUGUUGGAAAUGACCAACGUGCCCAGGUCACCCCGCAGAACUGCAGUAUAAUGUAACCUGAAGCCGCCAUUACCAACUGCCCAACAAGUGCCCAAACAAAAGAGAAAAUUUUAUACUUCAAGAAUUUUAUAAAGGAAAAAAAAUGCACAUUUUUUUUAAGGCAAAAUUUACCUGUAUCUGUUAUAACGGAAACCAAAAUAUAUUGUUUGCUCUGGACCCCCCCAUAAUGCCUCAAGAAUGGUUCCAUCCCACCCCCUACAGCCAAUCACAGUGAACAGUGCUCACCAUGGAGCUCAGUGCCGCCCCUUCUGGAUAACCCUGUGAUCAAUGGCAGCGCCACCUAUAGGCAGAGCAACGUAUUGCAGCUAAAACCAGACAUUGAUAUGUGAUGGAUUCAGGGUGUGGGGCUCAGGGAUUGGGGCAUUACUAAUAUCGGGGCUCAGCGGAUGCACUAGAACCCCAAUACUUCCUUCUGACUCCUGAAACAUGGCCACUGCCAACAGGGAAUUCUGGGAUUUGUAGUUCAGACAGUUUGAAAGUAGUAAAUGUCUCAGUUUUAAGCCAAAGCUGUAAAUUAAUUGAACCAAAGAUGCAGGGAGUUGUAUUUGGUUGAGUGAUGCUAUUGGAGUAGCAGGAGCCAAAGGUGCAGGGAGUUCAUUUUCAGGGGGCUACGCUGACCAAAGGUAGCAGGGAGUGCCGGAUUCCCUGCAGCAAACAUUUCUUUACCAAAGCUGGGCUCAUUUACAGCCGCCGUUAUGGUCCUGUAGAAAUUGAUGCAGUUGCACCUAUUGGCUCCUAAACAUGCCCCGCCCCCUGUUUGUGGGAAAACAUUGCAUUGUGGGUAACAACGUGGAAGAUUGCACUUGGGCUGGUAUAUGAGAACCCCCCAGGGAUGGGGCAGAAAGGCUUUUUAAUUGAUCACUAAACUAACUGGGAUUUUUAUUCUUUGCUGGGGGUGGAGCCAUAUCCAAGGGGGUGGGACCAUACAAGCACAUCAGUGUUACGCCAUUAAAUUGAACCCACCAAUCAGAUUUGAGCUUUAAUAUGUCUUGCUGCAUUUUCCAGAUCAGAGCUGACUGCCGGUUGGUUGCCGUGAGUUACAGCUUCAGACGCCAGAUUUAAUUAAGGAUAUUAGGGGCCCGGGGCCCUCCCUGCCCAGAUCACUCGUUUGUCAUUAGUCUCACAGGUCACUUUCUGUGCAGCAAAACUCAAAAUAUAGACAAAUAUUUCAAUUUGAUUUUAUCCCACCGGGGGUUGCGGGGAGUUGUAACAUAAUUAUUUCCUUUUGAAAGGGGGGGGUGUAACAUUUUUAUAUGGAAUAAGAAGAAAUGAGUGUAACUGUGUAGGUGCCCCGGAGGUGCGUACAUGGGGUCCCCAGAUGGACUACAACUCCCAGCAUCCUGCAACAUAGAAGCGAGGGGGAAGGCAUGCUGGGAGUUGCAGUUGUGCAACAAGUGGGAGCUGAGGUUAAAGAAGGAAGAAAUGGAACAUGGCUGUGCCCUAUUUACAUAUAUAAUAUAGGGGGUGGUACCCAGAAUAAACUCCGCCCAUAUCUAAUGAUACUGUCUAAUUAUGCAUUUAUUGACUCCUCCCCUUUGUUUGUUGUUAAAAAGGAUCAAUAUAAAGGUGAUGGGAGUUUUAGUUCAUAGUGGGGGGAAAUGUGCGGAGUUCACUGACUGGACAGGAUUCCAACAGGUUAAUUCUGCCUGGAGGGGCGUGUGACAGAUUUGGGUAAUUAUAUAAUAACGGGGUACAAUAAUCUGUCUGAUUGUGACUCCUGAGCUCUGAGCUUUGCUUCUAUACAUUAUAUUGCGCCCAAUCCUGUGCCUUUAGCUCCAGCUCAUAAACUUGUGCCUUACUGUCCCCCGGCUGCUUGUCUACUUACUGUACUUACUGUACUUACUGUACUGCCUAUAUAUAUAUAUCUGAUUCCCCCGCACACUGCCAAUAAACAAUCCCAUAAACCCAA
Molecule: messenger RNA, 3970 nt
Organism: Xenopus laevis (African clawed frog)
Lineage: Eukaryota; Metazoa; Chordata; Amphibia; Anura; Pipidae
Gene: lmna.S
Product: lamin-A-like
Source: RefSeq, a predicted model, not a curated record